Molecule: messenger RNA, 9763 nt
Organism: Onthophagus taurus
Lineage: Eukaryota; Metazoa; Arthropoda; Insecta; Coleoptera; Scarabaeidae
Product: mucin-2
Source: RefSeq, a predicted model, not a curated record
UUUUCCUUCUGCCCACCCAUUCCACUUUGUCCGGGCUUCGAAUUUCAGAACUCCUCUCUCAGUCCCGUUGACAGUGUUGUGCACGUUGCAGCAAGUAAAAUGUGUUAAGAAAUUUACCGCUAUCUCUCAACUUAUUCGUUUUUAAACCCGCGUCGCACUUCGAUCAUAAUCAUCAUUAAAGGACUUUGUGUGCUGACCUUUUUGUUAUGUGAUCCUAAGUGGAUUUCCUUCGUCCAAACCGAAUGUGAUAUAGUGAACAGAAAAUUUUUUUAAUAAAAAAAAAUGAAGCUGCACUUACUUAUUAUCUUAACGUGUUUAUGCGUUGCUUUCGUCAACUGCCAAAGAACGAGACCGCAAAAUAUUGCGGAAUCCGAGGCUCCUACUCAACCGAGAAAAGUGAGGGGAAGAGUACGUUUUUCUCUGCCAAUAGAUGUUGAUGCGGAAUUAGCCGAUAUACCAUCAAAAGCAAUUAGACCUGAAUCAAGAUUUGAACCGCGAAUACAUUCACGAUCAGAACCUAAUGUUGAAUCUACCAGAAUUGAAUCUAGACCAGCCGCAAUUGUCCGAAAAACAAAAAUUACCACCCCAAGGACUUCUCUUUAUGAAGUAGAAGAAGUUGUAGAUGAUAUUCCAGAUAAAAACCUUAGGAAAGUGCAUAAAUCCCGAGUUAUAACCGAAACGAGAUUUGAAGCAGCUAAUGCCCCUAAGAAGCCAUUUUUCGAACCAUUUCCUCGACCCGCAGAUGAAUUUACAACCGAUGAUAUCUUUGCUAAAUUUUCACCGGAAAUUACCAAAUCAACCACCGAAAAAACCAUUGAGAAGAAAAAGGAAUUAAUAGAAGAAUCGAUUGAGCAAAAAGAAGUUAAAAAAUCUAAAAACAAUCUUAAAGAAGAAACUGUUAAUGAAGAAAAAACCACUUUAAAUGAAGAAACGAUAACAUUAAGUAAAGAAGUCGAAGAGGAUUUUAAUGUUUCUUCUUCUAAAAUUCCAGAAAGUACAACAUCUUCCGAAAUUUCUUCUACUGAAAAUGAAGUUAAACAAACCACCGCAAGCCUUGAUAAUGAUACUAAAAAAUUACGAACCUCAAGAACUAGAGUGCAAACAUCUCAAACUCCUUCAGUUGACGAAACUACAAGUAAAGUUAGAGGUAGAGGGAGAUCGCGACCAGCUGCGCCAACUCAAGCUCCCCAAUCAACGCAAGAAAAUAACUUCCAAAGAAGUAGACCAAGAGGCAGAGGAGCUUCUACGAGCAGUGUAUCUUCUGAAAUUCCAUCCCGGGGAAAAACAAGCGCUGAAAAUGAAGCACCAUCAAGAGCAAGUCGUUUCAGGACAACCAGAAGAAAGAUAGAAAGCAGCGAAGAAACUUCAAGCCCAAGAGGUAGAGGAUCUGCCUUUUCUGAAACCAGCCAAGAAAGAGAAUCGCCGCCAAGAACAAGAACAGGAAGGAAAGUUAAUUAUCCAAUAACAGAUAACGUUCCCGGUCAAAGUGAAGACACAAUUUUUACUAUAAAACCUAGAAGACCGCAAAAUUCCGCCAAAUUAGAAGAAAUUCCUAAAGUUACCUCCCGUGGGAGAUCGAGAGGUCAACAGAAAAGUAUUGAAAUAACCGAAGCUCCCCCGAAAACUAAUUCACGUAGGAACCCAUCUAGAAGAAGAAUUGAACCAAUCCCAUCAAUAUCGAAAAAAACUGAACUGUCAUCUUCAACACCUCCAACAACUACAAGUACUGCAAGUACCACAACUACAACAACAACUCAAACAAGCAGCACAUCGAGUGAAAGAAAUUUAAGAAGAAAUACUAACCAACGAUUACCUUCACGAUCAGAAUCAACAUCAACACCAAUUCCUUCCCCCUCAAGAAACUUUAGAGGAAGAAAUUCUCAAAAAAUAAAUCUAAAUGAUGUUGAAAAGAAAGUUGUACCUACUGAAAGAAAACCAUUAUCAAGGCAAAGAUCAAGAUUUAUUCCACCAAUUAUCGACGAACAAAAACUGGAAGUUCUCCCGUUAUUCGAAAGUGAAGCAAAAACUGUUGAGCCCAUCAUUAAAAAACGACCGAUCGAAAUAAAAUCAAAAAGUAGUAACGAAAUAAUUGCGGCGGUAAAGCCCCAAAUAAAAGAAAAAAUUGAAAUUGUCACUUCAAAACCACUCGUAAAAGAAACCGUUGAAACGAAAAUAUCUGAAGUGGUCUCAACUCGAAGGGUGGUUCGACCCAUCUUGAGAAAAAGAAAGAAAAGUAAAGAUGGUAAAAUAAAUAAUGAGUCAAAGAAAAUUUCGAGAGGUGAUAAAAAGGUUGAAUUGGAAAAGAACUUGAAUGCUGAUGAUAUCGAUGACAGUGACAACUACCCAGCUGCUUUCAAGGCGUUGUUACACGCUAAAUCGAAAGAGAGUUCAAGGACGAGAUCUUCUGAAGCGGUAAACACGAAGAAGGCUAACAUCGAGAAAGUCGUGACUGCACAGAGAUUCGCAACAGGUACAAGCUCUUCAAGUUCUUCCACCUCUACAACGAAAACACCAUUACAGACUGUUAAGUCUACACCUAAAGGAAACGAAGACGACAAUAAUAUCGUUCCUUCAACGACUGCUUCAACAACACGAGGUACAAGAAGAAAAUUUUCUUUGGCUACAAAACCACCCGGAUAUGAAGACAAUCAACCUGCGAAAUCGACUAAACGACCAAAUUCGAAUGGAAGAAAAUUAAAAAUUAUUCGAUCAACCGUAGCUCCUUCUCAAGUUUCUGUCGUAACUGAAGUUUCACAAUCGGUUCAAACUCAACAACCGAGAUAUCAUGCAAGAUUUGUGGCUUCUAGUACAACUGAUGGAGCUGCUAAUUUGGUGUUGGAUGAAAUUUCGUCAACGACAAGCAGAAUUAAACCGAAAAGUUCCAGAGGAUUAUAUAGCAGUAGAAAGGAAAAUGGAAAGAGAAAAGAGAAAAAAGGAGACGGUAGUAAUCAACAGCAAUUAGCAGCUAUCGGAAAGAAAAAGAAUCGUUACAGUGCAAGAUUUCGAAAUGACAUUAUCAAUCGACCAGCAUCAACGAGACCAACAAACGCACCCGUUUAUAUCCCAACGGUACCAACAGUAACACCGAGUUAUGUGAAGCAACGGAUUGAAGACGGAAUGGAAAUAAUAUCUAUAGAUGAACCUGUAAAUACCAUCCCCUCGGAUAAUUUGAUAAAUGGAGAAUUGCUUACCCCUUCCAAUUUACCUGAAAAAUUGCUCCCUGCCUCAUUGGUAACAACUGGGGCACCACCUGCACAACCAUCUGAGAAGCAACCAGUGUCGAUAAUAGAGAGAAUCAUUUACUCAAUCACCGCUAUUUCCUCUACGGUUGCUCCAAACCAGACUGCAGACAAAACUGACGACGGACCGACUAAAGAAACUGCAAUAUUCAAAAUUCCAAGUAAAAAAGACCAAACGAAACAGACCACAGACAAAACGAACGAAAAUUUGACUGCAACCACCGAAAAGCCAACCACAAUUAUCGAGAGAAUUUUGAGUUCUAUAAACGCCAUACAGUCGACGUCUUCGCCAACAGUAGGUAUCUCAACCGUUUCUUCUACUGCUCGCACUCCAUCUUCCACCAUCACCAACACCUUAGGGGUGAUCGAGGAACUCUCAAACGAACAAACUGACCAACAACGCACUAUUUCCCAACUAUUAGCUAUCUUGAAAUCGAUCUCUCCUACGCCCAGUACCGAUUUAGUUGUAGUCACGCCAAAAACUACUUUUUCUUCCACUUCUUCUACUCCAACAACUUCAGAUUCAAUAAAUUCUAUUUCAACAACUUCUGCUUCAACAACUUCUACUACAACAACUAUUAUUUCAACAACUUCUGCUCCAACUUCUACUAGUACGCAAACCACUACUUCUUCUUCAACUAGUUCCGUUACCUCUUCGAUUAAUCCAGAUGCUGAGAUCAUAAACUUAAAUGGAAAUUCAAUUGAAUCCGAGAACUUUGAAUCAUCCACAUCUUCAAGUACUGAAUCAUCGUUUGAAGUCUCUUCUGAAAGUUCCACAGAAACGAGUACCACGUCAAGUUUUUCAAAUACUCUCGAUUCUUCUACUGUAAGAUCAAAAACGGGUUUCACUGAAACCAUAUCUCUCUCCGAUUUUUUGGCCACGUUAAAUUAUUUAAACGCUAUUUCGCCUACGACACCACCAAAUUUUACUGACGGUAUUACUAAAGUUCCUAACUUAGCCAAUUCAAAACAAACAAAUCCACCAAAUAAUGAAUUAAACAUUGAAAACACAACCCCAGUUCAAACAGUUGAGAACUUGAUCGGCCAAACCACCGAAAGUGUAAGUGAUACUUCAUCAGACUCUUCACCAACUGAAGUGGCUAAAUUAGAAAUGCUAAGUAUUAGCACCGAAAAUUCUGAAAUUCCAAACACUUCAGUUGCUGAAGAGAUCAAAGUUGAUUUCACUACGCAAGUUAUUGAAUCAAGCUCUAGCUUGAAAAUACUUGAAUCAGUAACGGAACAAAUUUCUUCAGUUAUUUCAAGUGAACAGAUCGGAUCUACCGAACAAAUUCAAAGUUCAUCUGAAUCAUCAUCCGUUCAAAGCAUUACUGAAGAAAUUAAAAAUGAUAAUGUUCAAAGCGUCACUGAUUCAAGUAUUAAAUUAGCAAAAAAAUUAGAAAUUUCGGAGAGAAUUGAAUCAGAUACGCCUCAAAUGUCACUAAGUACAGAAAUGUCACAAAGUACAGAAAUGUUACAAAGUACAGAAAUGUCACAAAGUACAGAAAUGCCACAAAGUACAGAAAUGUCACAAAGUUCAGAAAUACCUUUAAAUUCAGAAUCACCACAGAAUACAGAAGUGACACAAAGUUCUGAAAUGCCUUCAAGUUCAGAAACCCCGCAAAGUACAGAAAUGUCACAAAAUUCAGAAAAUCCUUCAAGUUCAGAAACAUUACAAAGUACAGAAAUGUCACAACCAUCAAGUUCUGAAGUACCACAAACUUCAUUAGUACCCCAAAUGUCAGAUAGAAUUCAAAAUUCAGAAUCAUCUCAACUGUCAGAAACAUCCGAACAACCUCAAAUUCCACAAACCACAGAAACCUUAAAUAAAAUAGAAACCUCUGAGGUUCCUCAAUCUUCUGAGUUGCCAGAAACAUCAGAAACAUCUGAAAUUUCGCAAACUACGGAAUUAUUAAAUAAAGCAGAAACCACCGAGGUUCCUAAAAAUUCUGAGAUCUCGCAAACAUCUGAAAAUCCCGAAACCACUCCUAUAAUGAACGAAUUAAAUAUUGCAACAACUGAGGUUAGUUCAGAAAUGGCAGAGUCAAGUUCUCAAGCUGUUGAAUCGGUAACUGAGGUCAUGGAAACAACGGAAUCCAUGACUACGGAAAUGAUAGGUGAAACGGAAACUCAAAAUUCUCUUCCUGUUAAUGAAUCCGAAUCGAUUAUUUCUGCGAUUAAACAAAAUGGGGUUCCAAACUCCUCCACUAUCCUACAAUUAAUAGCUAGGUUGUUGGAAAUAGCGGGAACAACACCAAAUACAAUAUCUUCAACGGUAACGUUGGAAAAAACAACUGUAAAGCCGGCAGGUUCGAGUCUAUCUACUCAUACAAAUUUCGAAGUAAGUCCUGGUUCUGUAACGGUAUUCUCAGCUAAUGACGUAACCAGCACGUUUAAUCAACCUGACGAUGGCAGCACAAUCACAAUCUCGAGUCGAACUUUCGCCGCGAGUAAAGCUAAUCGAAUAAUGACUGAUGUGAAUAACUCGACUAAUAAUAAUUCUUCCAUGGAUGUUAUGGCUAGUGUAACAAAUGAAACAUCUUCAUCAAACGAAACGUCCUCAAUUAGUAACGAUACUAAUUCUUCUAUGACCAUUUCCAAUUCGACUAAUACAAAUAAUAAUGCAACAAAUAGAGAGGCUAAAUUAUUGGCCUCUGACCCGCAGCCGAUUGAAAACAAUACGAUUGAAACAUCAACUGCGCCGGAUAAAGACUAUUAUAUCUUCGCGAUUCUUCCAAAUAACACCAUAAUCCGAAAAAGGCCCAGUAUGUACCCUAACAAAAAUACCCCGUUCAUAAUUGUCGGCGUGUACCCUAACAAUACCGUUGUCCAAAAGUUCCCGAACGGAACGUUGAUCCCAGAGGAACCCAUCAUUCAAGUAAGUGGUUUCGACGUAAGCGCAAACCCCCAGACCCCCAGACCGGAUAUAACCAGUAACCAAGUAACACAGGAUAGCACCAGAUCGGACGAUAAUAAUCAAACUCUUCAAACGGCAACUAAAAAUGAUCUACCAAGUACUCCGGAAAUAGCAUCAACUCAAGCACCAACAGGAAAUAUGACUAUAAUAAAUAGAACUAUAGAAGAAUUUGAUGAUAUACCCAAAAGUAACGUAAACGCUACAAACGAAACGGUUGCAAAUACAGGAAGAGAUACCGAAGAAGUUAACAUAGAAGAAAACACAAUCAGUAACAAUGGCAAUAAUAAACCAGAAAAGAUUGUUGAAGCAACUAACGUUGAAACAACCACGAAAAAGAAGGAAGAUAUAACAACUGCACCGCCAAAACCACAGCAAGUUGAAAUUAUAACAAUACCGCCUAAGCAAAGUGUACCUACAACUUUACCACCAACUACAAUGAAUGUUGUAACAACUAUUCCAACCAAAAAAGAAACAAUCAUCGUAGCAAAAACGAUCCCACCAGAGUUCAAUUUCGUUGAAAAUGAUAUACAAGAAACGACAACACAAAGAAAAAUGAUGACAACAACCCGAUACACAAAUACUCCAACAACAGUUACUCCAAUAUUCGAAGAUUAUCAAUUAAAUAUUAGAGCCACAACACCUUAUUUCAUUCAAAGAAUUUUCUCUAAUUUUACUGCCUUGGGUAGCAGAUUGGGUGAAGAGAUCACUACUAUAACAGAACUGGUUACCACGCAAAGAAUAACUACAAUUCCAACUACAAAGCCAGUGCAAACAACAACAACACAAGUACCAACAACAACUAGAACAGUACCAACAACAACUAGAACGGUACCAACAACAACUAGAACGGUACCAACAACAACUAGAACAGUACCAACAACAACUAGACCAGUACCAACAACAACUAGACCAGUACCAACAACAACGAAACCAGUUCCAACAACAACAAAGCCAAUUCCAACAACAACAAGACCAAUACGAACAACAACAAUUCCACUUCCUACAACAACCAAUCCACCGCCUACAAUUCCACCUCGCACUCCAACUAAACCACCUCUUACAACAAGAUUUAUGACAACAACAAAAAGAUUUGUAACUACAACCCCUUUCUUUGUUCCUGAAACAACGUUUUGGACAACGACUAGAAGAAUAAGAACAGCUGCUCCAACAACCACUGAAAGAAUAACAACAACUCCAAGAAGAACAACUAGACCGACAACUAAACCUACAGAACCACCCACCACAACCAUAAGACAAACAACUACAAAACGGAGAAGUGGAAGAUUCAGAAACACAACUCCACAAGAUUUAAUAAGAACUGUAACGGUUACUCCAUCAACUCAAACAACAGAGUUGCCCCAAACGGAGAAACCAACGAAAAGAACAACGUUUUAUGUAAAUACAAUUCCAACUGAACCUGUAAGAUAUGAAGAAACAACAAUUUUCCCGAUUUAUACUACUCAAAAAGCACAGGAAACCACACUUUUUACGGGUACUAGUAGGCCGAUAACUAAAACACCAACGACUCCCGCUCCUGUUACUUUAUCGGUGGAAGACGAAUUAAGGCGUUUGGCUGAGUUGAGGGUGUUAGAAAAUUUCGGGGAAUUAAGUACAACGAAUGAUUUUGUAAGCACAACGACCGUGAUGACCCCAACAACUUUACAAGCAACUUUAAAAGGUGUUAAUGCUAAAGUAAAAACUUUAACUGAACAACAAAGAAAAGAUUUGCAAGAAUUAGCGAGAUUGGAGAAAGAACAAGCUGAGAUUUUGAGACAACUUGCGUUUUUGACUAGAUUUAACUUUGGUGGCACAACACAAAAACCAACUAGAAGUCCAAGUAAUUUAGCAAGUCGAGUUUUGGAAUUUGCUACCGAUCGCGAUAAAGCGACGACUACGGAGAAUCCUUUAGAUAUCCUAAGUGCUUUAACAAACGCUGGAGAACCCAAAAAGGUUCCACCGGGUACUAAAGAUGUUUCUUUAGACGAUCUCCUCAGACAAUUUAAUGUUAGCCCUGAGAGGGUAACCCCAUCUAAUUUGGUGUCUACUUACGGUGAAUCCACUGAUGCUAUAUUAGCUGCUUUAUUGAAAGAGCAAGGUAUUGGUCCAAGUACUCCAAAGACUUUGGGAGAGCAGCUAAAAACAACGAUUCCAGUUCAAAUUCCAACCACACGACCAACUAAAAAAGUUACAACUACAAGAAAAAGAAUUACCACAACUACUCCACGACCUGGUCCUAUUAUGCAAGGUUUGAAUUGGUUGUUAAAUAUGUUGGCCCCUCCGCCAACUACAAAACGCCCAGUAAAAAAGAAGGUUACAACAACGGAAAGAAUAUCUACAGUAGAUGACUUGGAUUUAUAUUCAAGCCAACCAACUGAGAUGACUCCCGUGGUGGUAACAGCACCAAAACGAAGUCCACCCAAUCCAGCAACAACAAGAGGUGCAAGAAAAUAUAAGAGACCUUUACACGCUUUAUCUGAAAAUGAGUUAUCAUCUUUGAUAAGUCAAUUAGAGGAGGCUCAAAAAGAUCCAAAAAAAGCUCAAAAUUUAGACCUUUCGGAUUACGAUUUGAGCCAAACGACUCGGAAACCUACCACUUUGCUUCAUAACAACGCGGUGCAGAUCACGAACUCUGGAAAAGUGGGAAGCACGUCUAAGUUGCAAGCCGCUUCUUCCGUUGAGUCAGAGGUUGUGUACAGGAGGAAACCGACGACACCCCUUCCUUCCACGGUAAGCAAUAGUAUAGCUGAGGAUGAGGAAUAUGUGGAUCCUGUGACUAAACCACCGAGAAGACCGACUUUGAGACCGGUUGUCUUGAAUCCGGUGCCGGGCAUAGAUGACGGAGAGGGUGAAACAAGGGUGAGAGGCCAGCUGUUAAGCGCAGCUGUUAAUGUCACUAGAGCUAUAUCUCAGUUCUUGGGAUCAGCCAUACAAGAUGCAGCCUUUCGGUUGACGCGUGUAUUCUCAGACGGGUCAGCGAUAAGACAAUACAUAAACGCUAGUAGCAUAAUUCCACCAGAUAAUCCCAUGAAUAAUACGCGUCCGAGACAGUAAAAACCAACAGGAGGGCCGGUCAAUCCUUCCAAUCUCUGAUCGGAGCCGGAUCGAGACAAGUCGGGAAUUUCUUCGCAAGUUCAAGUUCUGCGAAUGGAUGAAGAACAAAACGGAAGUAAAAACCUGCAUGUAUCUCGAUACGUUUAGGUAUAUUUAUUUAUAUUUUUUUGAAGACGCCGUAUUUCUUUUUUGUUAAGGUGCUAAAAAUAAAAUUUUAAUUUAAUAUCGAAACAUCUCCGUGCGUCGUAACAUUAAUCAAAGAAAUCGGUCUUGUUACUUUCUAGAUUUUUCGAAAAUACUAGAAAGUGAUAACGCCUUGUUAUAACAUAUGGAGAAUAGUUGAUCGUUAAUUUUUGGUUAAUAGUUUUUGAUUAAUAUUUUUUUGACUUUUUGGUCAAAACAAAACAUUGUUUUCCUUAAUCCGUAAUCGAUUAAAGAGUUAAUUUAGUUAGGUUAUUUUUCAUUCCUGCUCUUAGAAACUAUUGUGUAUAUUUGUAUAUUUUUUUGUAAAGGUUUUUUUUUGUACAUAAUGAAUAAAUUUGUAUGUUUUGAGAAAGAA